Molecule: messenger RNA, 642 nt
Organism: Prorocentrum cordatum
Lineage: Eukaryota; Dinophyceae; Prorocentrales; Prorocentraceae
Source: the annotation of a GenBank genome assembly
CGUCCGAAUGGUUCGGUGUCGAACCUGCAGCUCGCGCGCGCGUGCCGUCCGUCGGCCGGGGCUGGGGGCUCCGCGUGGGUGCCGGCCGGAGUUUCCGCGACGGCUGGGGGAAUUCCGCGCAUCGACGUCUUUCGAGGAGCGCGCCGCCGUACCAGUGGAGCGGCAAAAAGCAGAACCAUAAACUGUUGGAGGUCGAGGGCCGAGGAGGCUCGAGGAGGGUCGAGCAGAGGAGGAGGAGGAGGAGGAGAAGGAGGAAGAGGCCAGCACUGGCCAGCGUGGCGCGCCCCGGCAACGGGCCGACCAGGCGUAGGCCGACGCGCCACGCUGGUCCACCUCCCGCGGGGCCCCAGCACCAGCAGGAACCCCAAGACAGGGGGUCGGGCUGAGCUGCCCGCGCACGGUGUCUGCGGCAGCGGCCCCUGCAGUCCUGUGGCGGACUCCCGGCCGACACGCCUAGCCCCGGUGGCCAUGCGUCCCAAAGUGGGACACAUGCCGGGGUUGCGGAUCCAGCUGGAGGAGAAAGAUGAGGAGGAGGAGGAGGAGGAGGAGGAGGAGGAGGAGGAGGAAGAGGAGGAGGAGGGAAGAAGAAGAAAAAGAAGACGGACCGGUCUGCUGACCUGCCGCGGCAGGCUGGGCCCCUGA